UUUGAAUGAAAGACUGAAAUAUGAAUAAGAGAGGCCUGAUUUGAAAGAAGAAUAGAAACGACUAUUUAAGUGGCCACUAUCCCUUAAUUUUUGCUUUUUAAUGGCUUUAUGUAAAUGAAAUUUUGAGCUUUCUAACGUUUGUUCAGAUUCUUUGUUAUCCCCUAGUUUUUAUGAUGGUCUUACUGCCAGUUGUUUUCAUUCUUGUCUAAACCUGAUUUAUUCUAGGAAUAUAUGGCCUUUGUUAUAUCCUGUUAAAAGAAGUCAACAUAGAUGUGGUCUCGGGCUUCAUGCGGUGCAGCCUAACAGGGAUCUGGAAAACGUCAUCUAUUUCGUUACUAUGAGCAAGAAAACAUUUUCCAUAACCACUUACUUUGGAAAAGGCUGGCGCUGAUAGACCGUACAAAGUUCACGUAGAUCUUAUCCCUCUGCCCGAGAGAAGCCCAGUCAUUCUGCCACCUCCAUUCAACAGUGAUGGGUCUCCAAGGAUCCCUCCAGCUCUGCUCUCUCCUCACCCUCGUUGUCGGUCUCGCAGCUCUCUCGAUAAACCACAGACCCCAAAAACUUGGGAAUGACGCCGAUGCUGGGGAGCGAAGGGAAGAUAUUCCUCAAAUCAAUCUGGAAUCAGGACUGGACCUAUUUGAGGGAGACAUUGUGUUAACACCUCAGUCUCGCAAUGCUCUGCGUGAUGACAAAUACCGAUGGAGCUUCCCCAUCCCCUACAUAUUGGCAGAUAACUUGGGAUUAAACGCGAAGUCUGUCAUACUAAAGACUUUUGAAAUGUUUCGACUAAAAUCUUGUGUGGAUUUUAAACCAUACGAAGGGGAGCCUACAUAUAUCCAUUUUCAGAAAUUCGGCGGAUGCUGGUCGAUGGUUGGGGACCUGAAGACAGGACAGAACCUUUCCAUUGGGGAGAGAUGCGAUUACAAGGCCAUUGUGGAACAUGAGAUUCUUCAUGCUCUGGGCUUCUAUCAUGAACAGUCAAGAUCCGACCGUGAUGACUAUGUCAAGAUCUGGUGGGAUGAGAUUACUAGCGGCCUGGAACACAAUUUUAAUAAAUAUGAGAAUGACUUUAUCACGGAUUUGAAUACCCCAUAUGAUUAUGAAUCUGUCAUGCAUUAUGGUCCCUUAUCCUUUAAUAAGAAUGAAAACGUCCCAACAAUCACGGCCAAGAUAGAAGCUUUCAAUGAUAUUAUUGGGCAACGCCUGGACUUCUCUGAAAUAGACUUAGAGCGGCUGAAUCGCAUGUAUAACUGCACGGCUUCACACACCCUGCUGGACCAGUGCUCAUUUGAGUUCAUUAAUAUCUGCGGCAUGAUUCAGGGGACCAACGAUAAUGCCGACUGGGUGCAUAUGAUGAGCGAACCGGGUCUUGAGGAUCACACUAUAGCUGGAGGCUGCCAGGACGCUGGCUACUUCAUGUUCUUUGACACCCAUUCUGGCCCCAUUGGAAGCACUGGCCUCCUCGAGUCUCGUAUUCUGUACCCCAAGAGAUCAGAGCAGUGUCUGCAGUUCUUCUACAAGAUGGAAAGAAACUCCCAGGACAAACUAGUGAUCUGGUUACGGAUAGAUGAUGGUGCCGGAAAUGUUAGAAAGAUGAGGAAAAUUCACACCAUUUAUGGUGAUAGGGACAAUAAGUGGAAAAUUGCUCAUGUGACCCUCAACGCCGACAAAAAGUUCCGCUACGUCUUCCAAGGAGUCCACGUUAAUAAUAAGACCAGAGGUGGGAUAUUACUGGAUGACAUCAGCCUCACAGAAACGCCAUGCCCCAACGCUGUAUGGCAAGUAAGGGAUUUCUCCCAAAUCCUGGAAAGCACAACUAAAGGGGAUCGUUUUAUGAGCAAUUGUUUCACCAGCCCAGAGGGGUACGGAUAUGCGGUAUCCAUUUACCCUCAUGGACAAGAAUCAUCGCCCUAUGUAAACUACACAGGGAUCUCGUUUCACAUGUGCAGCGGAGAGGAUGACGACGUUAUGGAAUGGCCGGCCUUAAACAGACAAGCAAUUAUCACCAUUCUUGACCAGGACCCUAAUGUCCAGCUCAGGAUGUCGUCCAGCAGGAGCUUCACAACCUUGAGUUCUCAAGUCAUAGAAUCAAUGAAUAACAUCUCACGCUGGGAAAGGCCUUCCCUUAUAGGAAAGUAUGAUGUUACGUGUGACUGCUACAGAACCCUUGACUUUGGCUGGAGCACAUUUAUAUCCCACAGCCAACUGCACAGGAGGAGCUUCUUGAAAAACGACAAUCUGAUUCUAUUCGUGGAUUUUGAAGACCUUGCGUUCCUCAGUAAAACAGAAGUACCGAUCAAGGCCGCUGCACCACGAGAACAAGAAGUGGUUCUUGAGAGGAGCAAACGCUCUCCACAACAUUUUGGCGAAACUCUGUGCGAUCCCAACCCCUGUUUGAAUGGCGGCGUUUGUGUCCAAGAAAAAGGAAAGGCUUCCUGCAGAUGCUCCUCCAGCCAGGCCUUUUUUUAUGCCGGGGAACAGUGUGAGUCCAUGAAGAUGCACGGGAAUGUCCUCGGGAUGCUGAUUGGAGGAGGGGCAGGUGCCAUUGCCCUCACUAUGGCUAUUCUUGCCAUAAUAAGCCGAAGAUAACUGCACUCCACUUUGCUCACUGCAGAGACAUUAAUAAUAAAAACCA
This is a messenger RNA of Xenopus laevis (African clawed frog), 2635 nucleotides long. It is a transcript of the gene mep1a.S, whose product is annotated as MGC86332 protein. The record is from RefSeq and is a predicted model, not a curated record. The transcript has 15 exons. Bases 472 to 2589 code for a protein of 705 amino acids. NCBI's taxonomy places the organism in Eukaryota, Metazoa, Chordata, Amphibia, Anura, Pipidae.